Molecule: messenger RNA, 3243 nt
Organism: Equus caballus (horse)
Lineage: Eukaryota; Metazoa; Chordata; Mammalia; Perissodactyla; Equidae
Source: RefSeq, a predicted model, not a curated record
ACGGCUCCCCGGCCGUCGUGCGCUAGCUGGGUGUCGUGCCCACCUGGGGAGUCCUGUGGCACUAAAAGGAACGCCCCCGGCUCCGGGAAGCGGGCGGGAGACUCUUCCUGCGUCCAGAUGCGCCCUCAGCGCCAGGCGGGACCCCUCUGCCGCCCCCGGGGCUGCGUCGGGGCGUGGGAUGGGUUAGCAAGUCGCUUCACUUUGCUUUACCGGUGGAAACGGGAGUAAAGAUCCCUUUAUACAGUUUCAAGAGGAGCGCUCGGUGAAGAGUGUCACAUACAGCGUUAACCAUGGAGGACUCACUAACGUUAGGGACCUCGCUGUUCAGGCGCGAGGUCUCCAUUCAGCAGAUGCUUAUGAGCACCUGCUUCCUGUCAGCAUCGUCCCACGUGCAGGGAGCAGAGCGAGACUAAGACAGGAGCCCUGCUUGCAUGGAGCUUCUGUUCUGGUUGGCCAGUAAACAGUAAACCCAUCUUUUAACCACCGCUCAAAUCGAGAAAGAGAACAUUUGCAGCAUCUUAGACCUGCCUGGAGACCUCUUCCAGCACCACCCCUCUUUCCUCCCCAAGGCUACUUCUUCAUAGACAUAAAAAAAAAAUUCAAUAUUUAACUGUUUGGAAACGAAGCAUCACUUGAAAUCCUCUCCAACUCCUAACGCCAAAGAAUUGAUAACAUUCCUCUGAUCAAGAAGUGACUGACUGCGUGUUAAAAGUAUUGUGGCAUUGGUCCUGUUUUUCUCCCUCCCUAAAUUUGAAGAAGAAAUAUGGAGAAAUGGUACUUGAUGACAGCUGUGGUCUUACUAGGACUAACAGUACGGUGGACAGUUUCUCUUAAUUCUUACUCAGGUGCUGGAAAACCGCCUAUGUUUGGUGAUUAUGAAGCUCAGAGACACUGGCAAGAAAUUACUUUUAACUUACCCAUCAAACAAUGGUAUUUUAACAGCAGUGAUAACAAUUUACAGUACUGGGGACUGGAUUACCCACCUCUUACAGCUUAUCACAGCCUUUUAUGUGCAUAUGUGGCCCAGUUUAUCAAUCCAGACUGGAUUGCUCUCCAUUCGUCCCGUGGCUACGAGAGUCAGGCGCAUAAGCUCUUCAUGCGCGCCACAGUGUUAAUUGCUGACUUGCUGAUUUACAUACCUGCAGUGGUUCUGCACUGUUGUUGUUUAAAAGAAAUCUCAACCAAGAAAAAGAUUGCUAAUGCGUUAUGCAUAUUGCUGUAUCCAGGCCUCAUUCUUAUCGACUAUGGACAUUUUCAGUAUAACUCUGUGAGCCUUGGUUUGGCUCUGUGGGGCGUUCUUGGAGUGUCCUGUGACUGGGACCUGCUGGGGUCCCUGGCCUUCUGCUUGGCUGUAAAUUAUAAACAGAUGGAACUUUACCACUCCUUGCCAUUUUUUUGCUUUUUACUUGGCAAGUGCUUUAAAAAAGGCCUCAAAGGAAAGGGGUUCGUUCUGUUCGUUAAGCUGGCAGGCACCGUGGUGGCUUCCUUCACCCUCUGCUGGCUGCCGUUCUUCACAGAGAGGGCCCAGGCCCUGCAGGUUCUGAGAAGACUCUUUCCAGUCGAUCGUGGAUUGUUCGAGGAUAAAGUUGCCAAUAUUUGGUGCAGCGUCAGUGUCUUCCUGAAGAUCAAGGACAUUCUGCCACAUCACGUCCAGAUCAUAGUCAGCUUUUGUCUUACAUUGUUGAGCCUGCUUCCCGCAUGUGUAAAACUGACGCUUCAGCCCUCCCCAAAAGGAUUCAGAUUUACUCUGGUUAGCUGUGCACUGUCAUUCUUUUUAUUUUCUUUCCAAGUACACGAAAAGUCCAUUCUCUUGGUAUCAUUACCAGUCUGCCUAGUUUUAAGUGAAAUUCCUUUUAUGUCUACUUGGUUUUUGCUUGUGUCAACAUUUAGUAUGCUGCCGCUUCUCUUGAAGGAUGACCUGCUAAUGCCCUCAGUGGUGACAACGAUGGCAUUUUUUAUAGCUUGUGCAACUUCCUUUUCAAUAUUUGAAAAGACUUCCGAAGAAGAGCUGCGCUUGAAGUCCUUUUCCGUGUCUGUUAGGAAGCAUCUCCCACGCUUUACAUUUCUUCCCAGAAUUAUACAACAUUUGUUUAUCAUCUCAGUAAUCACUAUGGUCCUUUUGACCCUGAUGACUGUCACACUGGAUCCUCCUCAGAAACUGCCGGACUUAUUUUCUGUACUGGUGAGUUCGGUGUCCUGCUUGAACUUCCUGUUCUUCUUGGUCUACUUUAACAUUAUAGUCAUGUGGGAUUCCAAAGAUGGAAGAAAUCAGAAGAAAAUCCACUAGCUCUGUCCGCAAAUGUGAAAACGUUAACAGUGCUAAAAGGUUUUGUGAACUUUUGCUGUGUGUAAAUCAUCAUUUUGAGAAUCAUGGACUUAUAUAAGAGAUGGUGACAAGUCACUGUUGCCUAUGCAAAAUAAAUGUAUAUGGGACCAAAGCCAAGGGAGACUUUUAUUUCUAUUGAGUGGUCAAGAGAUAUUGUCAUUUUAUUAAUAUUCACAGUUAUUCAAGUGCGAAAAUAAGAGAAAAAUGUCCUUAAUACAGUGUUUACUUAGGAAAUAUACUCUAAGUUGUUGUCUUGAAAAAAACCUGCAAAUACAGUGAGCUUACUGGGAGAAUUUAGCUCUGUCUUUUUAAAGAAGAUCACUAAUUUUGGUAUUCAAAUUUGGUUUUCCCUACAUUUUAGAAUGCAAGAAAUGUGUACUUCAUUCUUUAGCUACUGUAUCUCAGGGAUUAAAUUUGUGAUAAUCUUUUUAAUUACUGCGAAGGCAAUUUAAACCACGUAAGUUUGAACAUGCCUUAUUACAUGUGCAAAUUUGAGUUUCUUUUUAACAAGGCAGAGAGAUUAAACUAUGUUCUUAUUUAUUUCCAAGAAUCCUGAUUUACUUGAAUGCAAUUAAACAAUGAAUUUUCCUGAAUUUAAAUCUGAAUAGUUUGAAUGAAGUCUUCUUCCUUACUCAUGAUCACUCCUUCUAAACUUCCAGGAUCGUCCUGUUAGAUGGCUUUAUGCAGGAUUUCAUCCUUCUGUUCUUUUGUGUUAUGACCUGGUUCAAAGUUGCCAUUGAGUCAUGUCAUGCUCCAUGUUAACUUGGCCCUAUGGAUACUGUAUCGCUCUGUAUUCACACAAGCCCAUCUUUACUAUAGUAUUCAAUGGGUAAAAAUGAUGUAUUAUAUCCACGUUGUAUUUUUUCAUGUACUGUUUAUUUAGUCUCUGUAAUAAAAAUAAAACAUUUUCCCAUCAA